Messenger RNA from Pimephales promelas (fathead minnow), 2058 nucleotides. It is a transcript of the gene adap2, whose product is annotated as ArfGAP with dual PH domains 2. Gene Ontology annotation, cellular component: cytoplasm; plasma membrane; intracellular membrane-bounded organelle. Gene Ontology annotation, molecular function: phosphatidylinositol bisphosphate binding; phosphatidylinositol-3,4,5-trisphosphate binding; GTPase activator activity. Gene Ontology annotation, biological process: heart development; positive regulation of GTPase activity. NCBI's taxonomy places the organism in Eukaryota, Metazoa, Chordata, Actinopteri, Cypriniformes, Leuciscidae. The record is from RefSeq and is a predicted model, not a curated record.
CUUGAAGGGGGGUCUAAUGUAGCCUAUGCUUACGGAAGACCUCGGGUCCAGCUGCUGAGGCCGCAGCGUUUUGUCGCGUUGAAGCGCAUUGUGAGUUUCGGAUCUGACGCGACCGGUGUGCAGGGGAAACUUACAGAACAGUUUUAGGUGACUGAAAUAUACCGCGAAACCGCACCCUCCUGGAUAACCAACGCGUAAAGAGACAGAUAGAGAGUUGAAACUACAACCUGUAUGUGUUUCAAAGCAUUUUGCCUAUGGCAAAUCGGGAAAAGAACAAGAAGACACUUCUAGAGUUGGUAAAGCUACCAGAGAAUAGCCGCUGUGCUGACUGUGGAGCUGCAGAUCCAGACUGGGCUUCAUGUACUCUGGGAAUAUUUGUGUGUCUAAACUGUUCUGGAACUCAUCGCAAUCUUCCUACAAUAAGUCGUAUCAAGUCCAUACGCUUAGACUUCUGGGAUGAUGAGCUUGUGCAGUUCAUGAAGGCCAAUGGAAACCUUCCUGCCAAAAACCUCUAUGAGAAAUUUGUCCCUGUCUUUUAUUAUCAACCCCACACAGAUGAUUGCGAGGUCCUUAGAGAACAAUGGAUUCGAGCCAAAUACGAAAGAAUGGAGUUUACAGAGAAAAAUACAGUAAGACCAUACACAAAAGGUGUCUAUGAGGGCAUGCUGUGGAAGAAAGGAAAGGAUAAUGGACAGUUUCUUGAGAGGAAGUUUGUUCUUUCAGUGAGCGAUUUUACCCUCAAAUACUACAAGGAGGAUGAAUCUAAGGGGCCAAAGGCUACUAUUUCUGUGAAGGACCUGAAUGCAACCUUCCAGCCUGAGAAGAUAGGACAUGCUCACGGCCUCCAGAUCACCUACUGUGUGGAUGAUCACACCCGAAACCUUUUUGUUUACAAUAAAAAUGGUCAGGAGAUUGUCAAUUGGUUUAAUGCCAUUAGAGCUAUUCGCUACGUCUACUUGAAAACAGCCUUUCCUACAGCUAGUGAUAGAGAUCUAAUUCCAUGGAUAACCAGAAACUACCUGAAAGAGGGUUACAUGGAGAAGACUGGCCCUCUGCAGCGAGAGCCAUUCAAGAAAAGAUGGUUUAUCUUGGAUUCCCUGGACAGGAAACUACUCUAUUUUAAAACACAACUGGAUGCCAUUGAGCUUGGAGUUGUUUUUAUUGGCUCAGAGGAUCAUGGAUAUUCAGUGAGAGAGUGUGUCCCUAAAGGGACAAGAGGCAACAAAUGGAAGUGUGGGGUAAUCGUGGAGACGCCGGAUCGGCAGUUCGUCUUCAUGUGUGAGCAAGAGCGAGAUCAAAGAGAGUGGGUGGAGGCCUUGAAAACUGUCAUCUCAAAACCUAUGAUGCCACAAGAUUACACCACCGAAGCCAAUAUUCGUAGACGGAGGUGAACACAAUGGCUGGAUUGGAUAAUAAGCUCAGAGAAGCUGGACACAUGGACUCUGUCACUAAAUCUUAAAAUGAAACCAGAUAUUCUGGGUGAAACAAUGGGUAAUAUUUGAGUCCCAGAAAUGAUGAACUCAACGGGAACCUUAGAAGAAUGUCACUUUUGGGCAUUGUUUCUAACAAGCAGUUAAAAAAUAUUCCCACGUGGUCCAUUUUGGGAUGUGAAACCAAUCUGAGAAGAUUGCUGUAGGUCAGAUGUGGAUGAACCACCUGGUUGAGCUCUCUGAGGAGCAGAAAUUAUAUGAAGAUGGAUAAGAUCUUGACUCAAAACAAGGAGACAUUCUGAGCCUUGACCAAGAAGUGAAUCUCAUUUUAGGCUUAUGUGAGAGAACUGAAUUAGACGCACAUGUGACAGUGAGUCCACACGCAGGAGCUGAGACACAAAAUAGAGGCUAAAAAUAAGGAAUUAUGGCUGUACAGAAAUGGAGAUUGCAAGUGACAUGGAGUGUGUGAGGAAAAUGAUCAUUGUAGAACACAGGUUUCAUUUAACUGACAUUUGGACACUUUUUGUUUUCUGAUUUAUAAUAAUCAUAUGGGCGACUGAACAAAGCAGAAUUAUGUUGAUGUUCACAAUUCUUCAAUUUUGUUUAUAUUAAAAUCUUCUAUCUGAAA